AAACUUCUUAUCCUCUAUCUACUUUUGUAAACUGGAUGGAUGGACGCCGAGUGCAUGUGAUUGAAAGAGACUUGGCAGAGCCAGACAGAAUUGUUGGUGAACUACUUCAACCUGGGGGGUAUCUUAAAUUGAUUGAGUUGGGACUUCAAGAUUGUGUGGAGGAAAUUGAUUCUCAACGGGUGUAUGGAUAUGCUCUUUUCAAGGACGGAAAGGAUACUCGUCUCUCCUAUCCCUUGGAGAAAUUUCACUCCGAUGUGUCUGGAAGGAGCUUUCACAAUGGACGCUUCAUUCAAAGGAUGCGUGAGAAGGCAGCUUCUCUUCCAAAUGUACAACUCGAACAAGGAACAGUUACGUCUCUGCUUGAAGAAAAUGGAACAAUCAAAGGGGUGCAGUACAAAACCAAGACUGGACAAGAACUAACAGCAUAUGCACCUCUGACCAUUGUCUGUGAUGGAUGUUUCUCAAACUUGCGCCGGUCCCUUUGCAUUCCUAAGGUAGAUGUGCCAUCUUGUUUUGUUGGUUUGGUCCUGGAAAACUGCAACCUUCCUUAUGCAAAUCAUGGGCAUGUUGUAUUAGCAGAUCCUUCUCCAAUUUUGUUCUACCCGAUUAGUAGUACAGAAGUUCGCUGUCUGGUUGAUGUUCCUGGACAGAAGGUUCCUUCCAUUUCAAAUGGUGAAAUGGCAAAGUACUUGAAGACUGUGGUGGCUCCUCAGAUUCCCCCUCAAAUAUAUGAUUCCUUUGUAGCAGCAGUUGACAAGGGUAACAUAAGGACAAUGCCAAACCGAAGCAUGCCUGCUGCUCCUCAUCCUACCCCUGGUGCCCUGUUAAUGGGUGAUGCAUUCAACAUGCGCCACCCUCUAACUGGGGGAGGGAUGACUGUGGCUUUGUCUGAUAUUGUUGUGCUGCGGGAUCUUCUCAAACCCUUACGCGACCUAAAUGAUUCGGUUACUCUCUGCAAGUACCUUGAAUCUUUUUACACUUUGCGUAAGCCGGUAGCAUCCACCAUAAACACAUUGGCUGGG
Molecule: messenger RNA, 1022 nt
Organism: Morus notabilis
Lineage: Eukaryota; Viridiplantae; Streptophyta; Magnoliopsida; Rosales; Moraceae
Product: squalene monooxygenase
Exons: 7
Biological process (GO): sterol biosynthetic process
Cellular component (GO): membrane; endoplasmic reticulum
Molecular function (GO): squalene monooxygenase activity; flavin adenine dinucleotide binding
Source: RefSeq, a predicted model, not a curated record